Messenger RNA from Sorghum bicolor (sorghum), 402 nucleotides. Its product is annotated as pEARLI1-like lipid transfer protein 2. The transcript has a single exon. The record is from RefSeq and is a predicted model, not a curated record. Bases 1 to 402 code for a protein of 133 amino acids. Lineage: Eukaryota; Viridiplantae; Streptophyta; Magnoliopsida; Poales; Poaceae.
AUGGCGAGGCUUUGUUCCACCAGCAGCGCCUACUACUACUACUACUACUACGCGGUGGUGGUGCUAAUAAUUCUGUUUGUGUCGUCGGUGGGCGUGGCGCCGGCGGCGGCAUGCGGCGGUCACCCGUGCCCGAUCCCGGACGGCAAGUGCCCUGUGAACGCGGUGAAGCUGGGCGUGUGCGCCGACGUGCUGGACGGGCUGAUCCACGCCGUGGUGGGCGGCCCGCCCAAGGAGCCCUGCUGCUCCCUCAUCUCCGGCCUGGUCGACCUGGACGCCGCCGUCUGCGUCUGCCUCGCCAUCAACGCUAACGUUCUCGGCAUCAACCUCGACGUCGCCGUCGACCUCUCCCUCCUCGUCAACUACUGCGGCCGCCGUGUGCCCGCCGGAUUCAAAUGCGCCUAG